This is a messenger RNA of Racocetra persica, 770 nucleotides long. The record is from the annotation of a GenBank genome assembly. Lineage: Eukaryota; Fungi; Glomeromycota; Glomeromycetes; Diversisporales; Gigasporaceae.
AAGUUAAAAACGAUAAUGAAAAGAAACCUUGUUUCACUAGAAGUUUACUUUGUAAGGUUGAUGAAGGAAUACUAGAUGAAUUGGACAUUGUUUUUCUCAUAAAUAAUAUUUUUGGUGCUGGAACUGAUACUGUUUCUUCAAGUUUAACAUGGUUCACGGCUGCUUUAGCCAAUAAUCCUCAGGUCCAAUAUAAAGCCCACCAAGAACUUGAUCAAGUAAUUGGCCAUUCUCGUUUACCGAAUGCUUCUGAUGAACCAAAUUUACCUUAUAUACGUGCAAUCAUCAAAGAAGGUCAAAGAUAUUGUGCGCCAGGCUAUCUUGCUAUAUCUCAUUAUAUUGAAGAAGACGAUGAAUAUAAUGGAUAUCAUAUUCCAGCAAAUUCUGUUGUUAUUCUAAAUCAAUAUGGAAUUCAUAUGAGUGACAAAAGAUAUGAAAAUCCAAAAGAGUUUAAGCCUGAAAGAUUUUUUGGAAUUAAAGAAAGUAGUGCAACUUUAGCAAAUGGAAAUUAUGAAAAUAGAGACCAUUUUGGAUUUGGAGCUGGAAGGAGGCUUUGUACUGGAAUUCAUAUGGCUGAGCUUGAGCUUUUUUUGGGCAUUUCACGCCUUCUUUGGUGCUUCAAAAUUGAAAAUGCAUCACCAUUAGAUAAAAACGGUAGACCAAUACCAAUUAAUUUGGAAAAAGCACAUAUUGGUAUAACUGUAUGGCCAGAAAAGUAUCAUGUUAAAUUUGUAAAAAGACAUGAUAAUGUUGAAGCUUUAUUGAAUGAAUAG